Patiria miniata (bat star) is the source of this 1506-nucleotide messenger RNA. RefSeq lists its product as uncharacterized. Gene Ontology annotation, biological process: T cell activation; positive regulation of ERK1 and ERK2 cascade; interleukin-15-mediated signaling pathway. The transcript is spliced from 7 exons. Gene Ontology annotation, cellular component: external side of plasma membrane; membrane raft. Bases 146 to 1426 code for a protein of 426 amino acids. Gene Ontology annotation, molecular function: MHC class II protein binding; protein tyrosine kinase binding. NCBI's taxonomy places the organism in Eukaryota, Metazoa, Echinodermata, Asteroidea, Valvatida, Asterinidae. The record is from RefSeq and is a predicted model, not a curated record.
GAGAUGGGAAUCAGACCUUAAAUUCCACUCAAUCGAUCAAGUUGCAAAGCAAUCAGAGAGAAAACUCACCGGAAAAUUGCAGUUUUGAAAGUUAACAAGCUGAACAGGAGGUGUAGACUCAUAGCAUGUGUGUGGUGACUUCAAAAUGGGCAAAAAAACAGCUCUUCUCGUGGUGCUUACCAGUGUGGUGGUGGUGGGAUUAUUCACAACAUCCCAGGCAUUCAUAGCUAGUAACAUUCAUAUGUGUCCACAUUCCUUAGCCAACGAUACCCAGGAUGCCUUCGGCUUGUCCAACAGGAGUGCCUAUGUUCAGCUUGGACAAACCCACCGAAUCCCAUGUCUCCCUUACUCUCAACGGGAAGGUGAAUCUCCAUUCAUUGUCUGGUACAAAUUAAAUGAAAGCACUAACAUCGGAGAAAAGGGAAAAGAGAGGCUAGUAAGCUACAACCGAAAAGAAAUUCCAGGCAAACAUGGCCCAAGAUAUUCCCUCGCAUAUGAUUUCGGCCUCCUCAUUAAAGAUGUUGAGGAGAGUGAUGGUGGCAAAUACAUGUGUGAAGUCAUCUGGCGUGACACGGAGUACAUCAAACAAGAAGAGACAAUCAACAUUCAAGUUAUUGGACACACUUUUCCACAUGGAAGUGAGGCAGUCGGUGAGGAAUCGCCCCCUUCUCGUCUGGAGCAGGGGCGGAGACACACUCUACAGUGUGGGUGUGCAUCACAGACACCAGACACAUGGGACUCUGUAGUGUAUUGGUCAAUGGGAGAAGGCAUCACUACAGAUACACAGAUCAUUGGUGCGCGUUUCUCCGAUGGUACUACCCUGCAGAUUCAACAUGGCGCCGAUUACAGCAUUGGUAGCGACACUUCACUUACAAUCAACUCCCUGAAUGACCUACAAGAUACACAGAGAUUCUGGUGUCAUGUGUUCCAGUCAAAUGGCACACUCCGUAGAUGUUCCACUGACGUUCAGAUCUUACAAGAUCAAAAUUCUAGUUUUGUCCCGAUCGCAUCGUCAAAAGAGUUCUACCUUUCAGAAGGACAUCCGCAAGUUCUGCCUUGUAGAAGCUGGACGCCUGGUGACGUGAUGUGUGAAGUCCGAUGGAUUCAUGAGCCAAGUCAACGCGUCGUCUUCAGUUACAACUUGUCUACUGACACCGUCGAGGCUGAUUCUGACUACGAUCUUGCCAGUGACUUUGGUCUACUCAUCAAAUCAGUGAAUCACAUCCAUGGUGGACGCUACACGUGCAACAUUCUCGAUGGUUUGGGAAACACGCUCUUGAAAGGAGCUAUUGACACAUAUGUGAUUGGCAAGCCCGUUGUGUCGGAUGUGUGUGCACCCCUCCCCUCCCCCCUCCCCCAAAAGAGUGCAUUCAAUAUUUCGAGGCUGGAGAGUCCAAAGGAAGCAGUCAGGGCACUGCUAAUUUGAGGUUACUUGCACUUGUCGUCAUACUGGUACCAGCUUUUGCAGUCGUGCUGUUGUGUCUGCGGUACAGAAAAAAACGGUCA